AUGAUUCAAGAUGACAGCGCAAUUGUUUCUUGUCCGAUGCUUCUUGAGCCUUCUUCGUCGACUUCACAACCUACUGUCCAGGUACUAAAUGGCUCCUACUAUGGCAUCUAUAAUCCAACCUAUGAGGAGGACCUUUUCCUGGGCAUGCCCUUUGCGCAGCCGCCAGUAGGCGAUCUCCGGUAUCAGAACCCACAGCCCUUGAACACCACCUGGACUGAGAGCAGAAAUGCCACUCAGUACUCGCCUGAGUGCUGGGGGUUUGGCAGUGAUGAUUGGGUUCUCGGUAAUCCUGUGUCAGAAGAUUGCUUGACCUUGAACGUGAUCAGACCAGCUGGCGUGGCAGCCGAUGCAGAGCUGCCCGUGGGUGUCUGGAUUUACGGCGGAGGGGGCUAUGAAGGUGGGAGUCUCGACCCCCGCUACAACCUCUCCUUUAUAGUGCAGCAAUCUAUACAAUCCGAGAAGCCCAUGAUCGCCGUCAGCCUCAACUACCGCCUGCAGGGUCUUGGUUAUCUCUUCAGCGAGGAGAUCCUGAGCCAAGGCGUGGCCAAUCUCGGGUACAAGGACCAGCGCCUCGCUCUCCACUGGAUACAAGAGAACAUUGCCGCGUUCGGAGGUGACCCGACCAAGGUGACAAUCUGGGGCGAGUCCGCAGGAGCAAGCUCAGUGGGCUACCAGCUGGUGGCCUACGGAGGGCGAGACGACAAGCUGUUCCGCGGCGCCAUUGAAGAGAGCGGAGGGCCAGUCACCAACAAAGUAACCCUGACGGCCCAGGACUGGCAGCCUUACUACGACAACAUCACCAGAGCCGUCAACUGCAGCUCGGCAUCCGACACACUCGCCUGUCUCCGCACGGUGCCCAUCAGCACACUCGCAGGCGUGCUCAACUCCAGCGUGACCGCGAGCGUGCCAGCCUGGGGAGCAUCCAUUGACGGAGACUUCUUACAAAACACAACCACGUCGCUCUUGCUCUCGGGCCACUUUGUCCGAGUCCCGCUCCUCCACGGGCGCAACCACGACGAAGGUGCUAUGUUUGCCACAAAGGGGGUCAACACCACCGCACAAUUCCUCGCCGCCGUCACCUCGUCUGGCUUCAGCAACGAGACGGCCCAGACCAUGGCAGUUCUGUACCCUGACAUCCCCGCCAUUGGCAUCCCGGGUACCCUCCAUGGCCGGCCGACAGGCGCGUAUGCCUACCUGGGCGCGCAGUGGAAGCGCGCAGCUGCGUUUGCGGGCGACCUGGCCCAGCACGCGCCCAGACGGCUCAUCAGCCAGACGUAUGCGAGGUACAACGUCAGCAGCUGGAGCUACCACUUCAACGUGCUGGUCCACGGCCUUCCGGCCGCCACUGGUGCCACGCAUUUUCAGGAAGUGGCUUUUGUUUUUGAUAAUACCCAAGGGCUUGGGUAUGAGAACGCCGUGGCGGAGGAUCCGUUCGCCGAUGAGCCCGAGACGUUUGACCAGCUGGCCAAGAUGAUGAGCAGGUCGUGGGUGAGCUUUAUUGUGGACGGCGAUCCAAACAAUUCCGGACUUGGGGCGCAUUGGCCAGUGUAUACUCUGGAGGACCCGCAGAAUAUGUACUUUGACGUCAACAUAUCUGGUCUGGCACGUCCUGAAGCGGAUUACUAUCGAGCUGCAGAGAUCCAGUAUAUGCAGGAACAGAUCAUCUCUACAUUUGCAUAG
Messenger RNA from Cryphonectria parasitica EP155, 1680 nucleotides. RefSeq lists its product as uncharacterized. The transcript is spliced from 4 exons. The record is from RefSeq and is a predicted model, not a curated record. Gene Ontology annotation, molecular function: carboxylic ester hydrolase activity. Lineage: Eukaryota; Fungi; Ascomycota; Sordariomycetes; Diaporthales; Cryphonectriaceae. The coding region runs from base 1 to 1680 and encodes 559 amino acids.